AUGGAGGCUUCUGAUACUCAUAUCUUCACGCCAUGGACAGCCAAUAUCAUCGAUGAUGAUGAGGAAUACGCCGAGAUUAUUAAACAAGCUGAAAGAGCUAUCGAACAUGGAAUAUUACCGAUACGAAUAUUGGCGGGUUCAUCCGGAUCCUACUUUGUUCGAAAUCCUGACGGUAAAAUUAUUGGUGUAUUCAAACCGAAGGACGAAGAACCAUACGGUCGGUUUAAUCCCAAAUGGACAAAAUGGUUUCAAAAAACGUUAUGUCCAUGUUGUUUCGGCCGAGGAUGUUUGAUUCCUAAUCAAGGUUACCUAUCCGAAGCUGGUGCUAGCUUAAUCGAUCAGAAACUCCGGUUAAAUAUCGUACCAAAGACACGUUCGGUACGUUUGGCUGCCGAAUCAUUCAAUUAUCCUGCAUAUCAACGGCAUUUGGUCUCAGCCAGACGUGAAAUUAACUAUAAUGUUGGACGGCACAUGCAUGGCAAACGUGUCUUUGAGCCGAAAGGAUUACGUCCAAAACUUGGCUCAUUUCAAUUAUUCGUUAAUAAUUAUAUCGGUGCUGAUGUUUUUCUUAAACAAAUCGAGCAAAACCCGUUGCCAAAAGAAGUUAUGGAUAAAUUUCAAAAACAAUUCGAAAAGCUUGUCGUCUUAGAUUACAUUAUACGCAAUACUGAUCGUAAUAUGACCAAUUGGCUAGUGAAAUAUGAAGUACACGAAGCUCCUGAACGAGAUAAACUCCUCCAAACUUUAUCCAGUCCUCACCUACAACCUGAUACACAGGCUGACAAUAACGAUCUAAAUCCACAGGAAAGCAGUACAAACACCAAUGAGAUACUUAUCGCCGCGAUCGAUAAUGGUCUAGCAUUUCCAUUUAAACAUCCUGAUGAAUGGCGUGCUUAUCCAUUUCAUUGGAGUUGGUUACCAUUUGCAAAAAUACCGUUCUCUGAUGAAAUCAAAUCUAAUGUGCUUCCAUUUCUAUCUGAUAUGAACUUUGUUCAACAUGAAUUAUGUGAUGAAAUUCAGCGAUUGUUUGCUCAAGAUAAGAAUUAUAAUCGUCGUUUAGUCGAACGACAAUUGUCAGUCAUGCGUGGACAAAUCUUGAAUUUAGUUCAAGCUAUGCGAGAUGGCAAAUCACCGUCUCAAUUGGUGCAAAUGCCGGGUGUUCUUGUCGAGCAUAUUCCCGCCGAUGAGUCGUCGGGACGAAAACUAUUCAGACACAAAUUUUAUGAUCGAUAUCCGCUAUUUUCAUGGUUUUAA
Molecule: messenger RNA, 1254 nt
Organism: Adineta ricciae
Lineage: Eukaryota; Metazoa; Rotifera; Eurotatoria; Adinetida; Adinetidae
Source: the annotation of a GenBank genome assembly